This is a messenger RNA of Salvia splendens (bonfire salvia), 1908 nucleotides long. Its product is annotated as vacuolar protein-sorting-associated protein 36. NCBI's taxonomy places the organism in Eukaryota, Viridiplantae, Streptophyta, Magnoliopsida, Lamiales, Lamiaceae. The record is from RefSeq and is a predicted model, not a curated record. Bases 452 to 1639 code for a protein of 395 amino acids. The transcript has 4 exons.
UUACUCUACUCUCCUCCCCUCCAGCCAAACCACAUGCUCCAUAUCUUAGAAAAGCACAUAAAAAUGAGUAAAUCACAAAAUUUGAUCUCUAUCUCCCCACAUCUUGGCAACUUGAUUCACAUCAGGUUUCUCUCAUCAUCAUCAUUAUCAAACAUUAUAAUAAUUGAAUACAGACAUUUUCAGCAGCGGCGGUGUGAAAGGAAUCAUACGCGUAUGAAUGAAUAUUUAUUACGUGGAUAUGUAUACAGUUAUGGCGGAAAAUGUUGUGGAACGAUUCGAUUCGUCCAAGCCACCAGAGGCGUCUGCGGCGGAACCGGAUUGGUCGAAGCUGCAGCAGGUGCUGCCGCAGAGCCAUUGUAAAACACUCAUAAACCAAUAAGCCAAAAAGCUGUUAAGGGGGAAAGGAGCAUGAAAGCAAAUGACAACUGAAACAAUGAGGGGAUGAAGAAAUAUGAGGGGUAAAUCUUCUUUGUCAAAGCCUAAAAAUGGAGUAGAAACCGAGAAUGAGCCUCAUUUGUCAGGUGCUUACAUUCGAAGCCUUGUUAAACAGUUAUCCUCUUCCUCUUCAAAAACCAAAGAUUCGUCCAGUUCCAGCUUAGAGGGAGAUGGGAAUUCGAGCAAUGAAAGCUUAUUUGGAAGUAGCUGUGAUGGAUUUUCUGAUCAGAAACCAGAAAAAUCCCCUCCGCCGCCUCAACCACAAAAAAAGCAAGUAAGGAGACGGCUGCAUACCAGCAGACCCUACCAAGAGAGGCUGCUAAAUAUGGCUGAAGCGCGGCGAGAAAUCGUCACUGCCCUUAAGUAUCAUAGAGCAGCUAUGAAAAAAGCCACUGAAAGACAGCAGCAGCAGCAGCAGCAGCAGCAGCAGCAAAUGGAAAUAACCUCCCAAACUCAGGUGUUUGAGUCUUCAUCUCAUCAGUUUUUUUUAGAACAAGAAGACAAAUUGAAAUUCAGGAGAAAUCCUAGAAUUUAUGCUUCAAAUUCCUCAAUCCCUGAUAAAUUCCCGAAUAGUUAUCCUGAUAAUUUCUCCCAAUCACCGGGAUUUUCAUCUCCGUAUUCUUGGUCCAUUUCUCCGAUUGCACCACCACCACUACCACCUGUCCAAGAAAAUUUCAACUUCACACUGCCUAGCCAAACACUUGGCCUCAAUCUAAAUCUUCAAGAUUUUAACUACUUGGACCCCACUUUCCUCUGUAGUGCAAAUCAUUCAUCAAUUUACUCAUCCCCAUCACCAUCAACCUCUUCCUCCCCUCUUUCAGCCACCACCGAGGAAAUUCCAUGCAUGGGACCACCUGCUUCGGCAUCAGAGUUUGGAGAUUCCGGGUUGCAUGCUGUGAUGGACGAUAAGGAGAUUGCUGAGAUCAGGUCAAUUGGAGACCAAUACCAGAUGGAGUGGGAUGAUACUUUGAAUUUAGUGAAUUCGGCUUGGUGGCUCAAAUUCCUGAAGGUAAUGGAAAUCACACCUGAGAAUCAGUGUGUUCAGGAUUUUCCAUUUGAUGAAGUCAUGGAGUUCCCAGCCUGGCUCAACGCAAACGACGGCUGCUUGCAGUAUGUGAACUCUGAUAAUUACUUUAAAGAUCCUGCUUUGCCGUGCAUGGAUAUCGGAGAAAUCGAAGGGAUGGAUGGUGACUGGUUAGCCUGAGAAAGAUUGAUUGUUCCUUUUUUCGAAUAAUAAUCAAAUCGCCGCCGGUAGCCUUCCCGUCCUCCUCCUGCCCACCGCUUGGGCACCUGGAGCUUAUAAAAUACUUAUAUUUAUCCAAAUAUUUCGAAUAAGACUUGUCUGCCUGUGUAAUGAACAGGCAAUCCAAUUUUUUGUUGAUUGAAGUUGUAACAUAGUGCUCCAUUUCUUAGAAGUUUGUAAUUGCAAAAUCCCAUUUUCAAGCUUAAUAUAUAGAAGAAAGCCAAAUGUAA